AUGGAUUCCUCUUCCGCAGAACUCUCUCAGUCUGGACAACAUGAUGCACAUGAAAUGUUCAUCAGUGCGCUCAAUGGGAUCCAUAAUUCACUCACAGCACACGCGCUUGAACGGAAAAAGCUGCCGGCUUGCCCCUGGGAAGGCGAGCACAUGCUCGAGCAUCUGCACGAACAUGCCGAGCAGCCCAGUGGUGCACGUGUGCCGAACCGAGCCGUGGACCAUGUAGCACAAUGUCCCUGUGUCAUUCAUCGCACGUUUUGUGGGCGCCUGCAGAGCAGUGUGACGUGCCUGGCUUGCAGCAAGUCUACACAUACGCGAGAACCGUUUCUCGAUUUGAGUCUUCAGGUAUACCCGAUGGAGACAAAUGAGCCAGAUGACUCGAAGAAAAAGCGCACUGUGGCCGCCGAUUCGAAGAAGCGCGAAAAAGGCACCCCAGUCGCAGAGACUAGCGCUCAAAGCUUGUAUGCGAGUUUACUGCGCUACUGUGCGAAGGAGCAACUGCCUGAGGCGUCGUAUCGCUGCAGCCAUUGUCUUCAAAGUUCGAAAGCGACAAAACAGCUGCAUUUGUAUCAGCUGCCACCGGUUUUGUGUAUCCAACUAAAACGUUAUGAGCAUGGCAUCGGCACAUCUAAAGUCGACGCACGCGUGCACUUUCCUCUUGUGCUGGAUGUGCGUGAAUGCUGCACAGGAGCCCAAGAGACCGAUGAAUCUAUGGAUCCUUUUGCGUAUGCUUACGACCUUUUUACUGUCGUUGUGCACCAAAGCACGCUGACUUCUGGUCAUUAUACAAACUUUUCAAAAUGGCGCGACGCAUGGUACCGCUACGACGAUGAUAAGGUGACGCGGGCAUCAAUAGCGCAAGUGCUAGAGGCGCGAGCGUAUCAACUCUUUUAUCUUCGUCGUCGCCUGCGCAAUCAGCCAAGCCACGGUGUACAUACUCUUUCCAAGUCAAGUACAUAG
Messenger RNA from Malassezia globosa CBS 7966, 960 nucleotides. RefSeq lists its product as uncharacterized. The transcript has a single exon. The record is from RefSeq and is a predicted model, not a curated record. Lineage: Eukaryota; Fungi; Basidiomycota; Malasseziomycetes; Malasseziales; Malasseziaceae. Gene Ontology annotation, molecular function: cysteine-type deubiquitinase activity. The coding region runs from base 1 to 960 and encodes 319 amino acids. Gene Ontology annotation, biological process: protein deubiquitination.